AUGGCUUCCAUCACAGCAAGCAGAGGUCCUGCUCCUGGUCCUUCAGUCCAAGCAGAUACGAAUGCUUCCCAUCCUUAUACUUGCAAUACAUGUCAAGUGGCGUUCAGAAAUAGCGACUUGCAACGAGGACAUAUGCGCAGUGAUUGGCAUCGAUACAACUUGAAGCGCCGCGUUACAUCUUUACCACCCAUUUCUUCCGAAGUUUUCACCGAGAAAGUCUUGCAGGCACAGGCUUCUUCCACAGCAGCAGCUUCAAAGGCCGCAUACGAAAAGUCUUGUACGAUCUGUACUAAAACAUAUUUCAGUGAAAAUGCCUACCACAACCAUCUUAGCAGUCAGAAACAUAAGGCAAAGGCAGCGAUGGCUAGUGAUGGACACAUGGACGACGCAAGCUCAGUAAUGAGCUCAACAUUUUCAUUGGGAGAACCUAUCAAAACAAAUGGAGCAGCGGGUGAAGAUACGGAUGCGCAAGUCGAAGAAGUUUCUAAGGGCAUCAAGAAGACCAACCUUGAAGAUGCUGGAGGCUCUACGGUUACACCUACUGAGGAUAACGACAUGGAGGACGAUGAAGAUGAGUUGGUGGAGGUUUCUACAAGUCGAUGCUUAUUCUGUAAUGAAGAUUCGGCCGACACAGCUGCUAAUGCUGCGCAUAUGGAACGUAUACAUGGCAUGUUUAUUCCGGAGAAGGAAUACCUAGUUGACCUCGAAGGUUUAAUCGCUUUCCUUCACGAGAAAAUUUACGAAGACCAUGAAUGUUUAGGAUGUGGCAAACUUAAGCAAUCGAUUUUUGGACUCCAAACUCACAUGAGAGAUAAGCGCCAUUGCAGAAUUCGUUACGCCACUGAGGACGAACAAAUCGAGAUUGGCGACUACUAUGACUUCCGAAGCACAUACUCUGAUGACGAGGAAGAAUCGGAUUCGGAAGAUGCAUUACCAGGAAAACAGAACAGUGGUGGCGUUAAACUUGGAGCUAAACGUCCAACGACAAUUGAUGCUGAAGGAGACGAAGAAAUGGAGAAUGGUGAUGGAUGGGAAACCGACAGUUCUGAGUCUUCCUUGGAUUCCGCAGAUCUUACCGCAGUUCCACUUGAUGAGAGAACGCACCAGUAUGAGAAACUCCAUCAACAUCCUCAUCACUCCCACACCGAUCCUCGAUCACACCACAACAAGGAUGGAUGGCACUCACAUGCUCAUAAACACAAUCAUGCAGCAUUUUAUGCUGAUUAUGAGCUUCAUUUACCUUCUGGUCGUACCGCUGGACAUCGAUCAUUACAAAAAUAUUACCGUCAAAAUUUGGUCAAUCAUCCAUCACCAGAAGAGAGACAACGACGUGCAAUUGAGGCAGCUGAAAAUUCCGAUUCUGAUGUAGAGCAAGAUGAACGUGUUGUUCGACGCAAUGAGAGAGAACGUGGAAGAGCACUUAUGAGCCGUGCAAAUGGAGGUCUAGGUAUGGCUGGUGUCACCGCUGAGAAGAGAAGAGAAGUCAAGGCGGCGGAGAAAAGAUCCAGAAAGGUGGAGAACUACGAACGCCGUAAAUUUGACUGGAGAAACAAUAAGCAGAACAACUCACAAAAACACUUCAGAGAUCCAUUGUUGCAAUGAUUUCUCCGUCGGGGUUCGUGGCAUUUCUACUGGUGGCAUUUUCUCGGUAUACCAAAUGAUUCUUAGAUAUCCAUAUCUCACAGGUUUCAUGAGCAUCAUCGGUG
Molecule: messenger RNA, 1706 nt
Organism: Botrytis fragariae
Lineage: Eukaryota; Fungi; Ascomycota; Leotiomycetes; Helotiales; Sclerotiniaceae
Product: putative pre-60s factor rei1 protein
Exons: 3
Coding region: 1-1602 (533 amino acids)
Biological process (GO): ribosomal large subunit biogenesis
Cellular component (GO): preribosome, large subunit precursor
Molecular function (GO): zinc ion binding; nucleic acid binding
Source: RefSeq, a predicted model, not a curated record